Colletotrichum chrysophilum is the source of this 1239-nucleotide messenger RNA. RefSeq lists its product as uncharacterized. Lineage: Eukaryota; Fungi; Ascomycota; Sordariomycetes; Glomerellales; Glomerellaceae. The transcript is spliced from 3 exons. The record is from RefSeq and is a predicted model, not a curated record. Bases 1 to 1239 code for a protein of 412 amino acids.
AUGGGGCAGGACAUGGCAAAUUGGAAGGGCGACUGGGGUUUCGAGGAAGCUGUGUUGGAUAUGGUUGAAAACUCGGUGCCUCCAUACCUUAUUGAGUACGAGCGCUUUUCUCCAUUCCCCUAUCAGGCCAGCGGAACCCCUCCAGAGUCUCCUAGAAAUGCGUUCGGAUUGCUCACUCUUGAGCUCAACCACUUUUUGCGAAUGUUCUACGACAAGACCGGAAACAUGCCUGACAACAAGGAAAUACAACUGGAAGCCUGCCGUAUUAUCUUUGCCUCGGAGAUAUCGUCGUCUCUAGAAUACGAUAUUGGCGCUUUGCAUGCGUCGUGGGUGCGGGACUUGAUCACAUCGUCAGACGAAAUCACUCGGAAGGCUCGAUUUGGACCCAUCAGAUCUGUCGCCGAAAGCAUGAUGUCUGUUCUUCAAAUCAAAGGCAAACGGAGCCUUUUCGAGCAUUGCCCUUGCGAGACGCAACUGCAGAGCUUUGUUGAUGCCCGAAGCGUAUUGGGCCUAGGUAUUAUUACUGAUCUGGAGUUGCAGAACGAAGCCUCCAAGAUCGUGCUGGGUAUGGGCAAAGAAUGUGGAGUAUCGCCAUCUGACUUCGUGGCCAACUGGCUCAUCAACCUGAUCGGCUCAUCAACGGACUGGCUCACGGGGUUUAGGGCCAGAAAACGACUUCCUUUCCCCGAAAGCCCAGCCAAGUCUCCGAUCCAACAACUGCAGUCAACUUUUGGGGAUCAAGGGGGGUCUUUCAAUGAGCCACUUCCGCAAGACACUACCGACCGCAUCGGGCUCAGUACUCACGACGGGUGCUUCAACAACCUGUUGAAUGAAGAAAGCAGCUCUUUCCUAUCUCAACUAGGAGAUCUCGAUCCCGCAUUUACUAGUGAUCUUGAAUCGGCAGCUCUGGCAUUAGGCAUGGACUCCCAUGCACCUGCAUCGCUGGUGCCUUCGCCGGAUGCCGUGCCGUCUCCUUCUGGUGUCAACGCUAAUGCGCCAUGGGAGGGGCGAGUUAGUCCGGGUAUGAAGGAAGAUAAGAUGGAUCUGGAACUUCCGCCAGCUUGGUCUAGGGUAAAGGCCAACUAUGCAUUCUUCAAUGACGCCAACUUCAACCGAUGGCUAGCUCUAGAGCUCCGACGCUGGGUUGCAGCAACCAUGUCUCCGAACAACCCCAACUGUCACAUCCCUACAGAUCAGGAGCUACAGCAUCAAGCUCGCUUCAUUGUCUUUGAAGAGUAA